AUGGGUAUCUUCCAAAAGACAAUCGCUGCGACCGGCUGGACGACAUUGGGAGCUGCUGCUGGUUAUGUGGCCUGGACGCGCAAGAGCAAAAUCGUGGAUGUACCGCCAACAGACUACCUCUUCAACCACACCUUAUAUGCUCGCUACAACCCAAACAAUGCGCCCGUAACACAGGAUCUCUGCGUGAGAAAAGUGCCACUGGACAAGAUCCGCCCGGAGCUUUUGGAGCACGAGGGCAAGCUGGUCGAGGCGUUCAGUGCUGGCCUUUGGAGCGGAUUGGGCUACGCAUACCAAAGACGCUACCUUGAAAAGAAGUACCGCGCCGACGAAGUCACCCGCGACCACCUCUGGGACCAACAAGACCUCAAAUCCAGCACCUACGACGUCGGCACCAAGAUCACAGACCACUUCGAGGUCGUCUCGAAAACGCCCACAUCCAUCAUCGUGCGCUGCGGAGACUCACCUCGGAUACAGGACGUAAGAGCUUCGGAUGGGCUGUUUGAGAUGCAGGCGGAGAUUAAGAAAGAUGAAGGUGUGGCGGAGUUUGGGUUGAAGAGUAUUUUCUACAAUGGCCUCGCGCAACCUGAUAAAGAAGGCAAGCCUCCUGCGGCGCCCAUGUCGACGUGGAUCCAGUGGUUGCAUCAGCAGUAUGAUAAGGUGUUGAUGGAGACGGCCAUUACGAAUUGUACGAAGUAG
Molecule: messenger RNA, 696 nt
Organism: Zasmidium cellare ATCC 36951
Lineage: Eukaryota; Fungi; Ascomycota; Dothideomycetes; Mycosphaerellales; Mycosphaerellaceae
Exons: 2
Coding region: 1-696 (231 amino acids)
Source: RefSeq, a predicted model, not a curated record